GGAUUUGUAGCACGUAGUUUGUCAGCUGUCAUUAGCCACUGAUGACACACAGUGACGGAGGUGCUGUCACAGAGGAGAAGCUACAUGUGUGUGUGUGUGUGAGCGGCCGCGUGACUGUGUGUGAAGUGUGAAAACCUGUAUGUCUGCCCGGCCGGCAUGGGAUGGUGGUUCGGCUCUGAGCUGGUUAUGGACUGGUUCCAACAAAGCAGAGGUGCUGAUAUCUGAUGAAGAUGAGUAGUGGAGGGGCGAACACGCCGGAGCCCCCUCGAGGGGGAGACGCUCUGAAGAGGAAGGACUGUCCGUCCGAGCUGCUGGGGCCCAGCCCUAAACGGAGCACUGAGAGGAGGAACCGGGAGCAGGAGAACAAGUAUAUCGAGGAGCUUGCAGAGCUGAUCUUUGCCAACAUCAACGACAUGGACGACCUCAACGCCAAACCAGACAAAUGCGCCAUCCUCAAAGAGACGGUGAAGCAGAUCAGGCAGAUCAAGGAGCAGGAGAAAGCUCCAGUGGCUGAUGCUGAGGAGGUGCAGAAGGCUGACGUCUCCUCCACGGGACAGGGGGUCAUUGAUAAAGACACUCUUGGGCCCAUGAUGCUGGAGGCUCUGGACGGUUUCUUCUUUGUGGUCAACCUGGAGGGCAACAUCGUCUUUGUCUCGGAGAAUGUCAGCCAGUACCUGCGCUACCACCAGGAGGAGCUGAUGAACACCAGCGUCUACAGCGUGCUGCACGUAGGAGACCACGCCGAGUUCAUCAAGAACCUUCUGCCCAAGAGCCUGGUCAAUCAUCAGAGCAGUGAUUCAUCCCACAGGAGCAGCCACACCUUCAACUGCCGCAUGCUGGUCAACCCGCAUGUGGACGGUGAAGCCCAGCCGCCCUCAGAGCAGCAGGAGAAGCAGAAGUACGAGACCAUGCAGUGCUUCGCCGUCUCCGAGCCCAAGUCCAUCAAAGAAGAAGGCGAAGAUUUCCAGUCUUGUCUCAUCUGUGUGGCAAGAAGAGUUUCUGUCAAAGAAAGACCCGCGAUGCCGAUGUACGAGAGCUUCACCACACGACAGGACCUCCAAGGGAAGAUCACGUCUCUGGACACCAGUCUACUGCGGGCGUCCAUGAAGCCAGGCUGGGAGGACUUGGUUCGACGCUGCAUCCAGAGGUUUCACCUGCAAAAUGACGGCGAGAUUUCAUUCGCCAAAAAACACCAGCAGGAAGUGUUGAGGAACGGCAACGCACUCAGUCCCAUGUACCGCUUUGCCCUGGCAGACGGCACCGUAGUCUCGGCUCACACCAAAAGCAAACUGGUCCGAUCUCCAGUCACCAACGAACCGCAGCUUUACAUGUCCCUGCACAUCCUGCAGAGGGAGAACAUGGGUGGCAUCGCCACAGACGUAGCUGGUGGCCAGGGCCUAGUUAACCCAAUGACCCCAACCAGUGUGAGUGCUCCUUCCCCCUCCCCUGAUGCUAGUGUGAGCAGCAACACCCACCCCUCCCCACUGGCUGCUAACACCCCUGCACGCGGCUUUGGGGCGGCCUUGGCCCGAGCACCCACGCCUCAGGGAAACAGCCAUGCGUUCAAGGUUGGCAGCCCUUCAGCCCAGAGAAGCCCCAGUGUCACCUCAGGGGCCCAGGGGGCCAUGUUGUCUCCUCGUCAUCGCCAGAGCCCCAGUAUGGCAGCUAACAGCGACAGCCCCCAUCUUCCUCAUAACCCAUCUGGUUCUUACUCUCCUGCAGCCAGCCUCCACUCGCCCGGGUCAGUUUGCAGCAGCACAGGAAACAGCCAAGGGUUCAACUCCCUCAGUGCACUUCAGGCGCUCAGCCAGGGCCACAGGGUUUCCCAGGGUCUCAUGGAGGGGCACAAUCCAGAGUCACCUGACACAAAACCAGUUGGUCUGAAGAGUCCGCUUAACAGCAGCAGCGCUGGCAGCCAACUGACCAAGAACUGUUCCAGUUUAGAGGCUGACUUAUUCGGAACCUUCGAAGAUCAAGACUUGUCAUCUCAGAACCAAGUGGGUGAGCAAGGAGACGGGAAAGAUGAUGAUCCGGACAGCUUUGGAGCUAACGGAGGUCUGGAUGAGUUUGGCGAUGGUUCAAAUCACCUCCUUAAUACCAAAGGGCACACCAAGCUGCUGCAGCUGCUCACCACCAAGCUAGAACCCUCUGAUCCAGGCUCACCUCCCGGGUCUCUGGGCGACCAGAGCUGCAAGGACCAGCUGAGCGGCGCUGGGCCUGUGGGGGGAACUGGACACAACAACCACUCCACCUCACUAAAGGAAAAGCACAAAAUACUUCACCGCUUGCUGCAGAACAGCACCUCGCCUGUGGAGCUGGCCAAGAUAACGGCCGAGGCCACGGGGAAAGACUCCACUGGUCCUGAGUCGGCCGCCGGGGACAGCGUGGCCGCCCUGGGGGAACUCUGCGCCAAACAGGAGCCAGGCAGCCCCAAAAAGAAAGACAAUGCGUUGCUGCGCUACCUGCUGGAUAGGGAUGAUAACACCAUCCUGGAUAAAGUCAUCAAGAUGGAACCUGGUGAAGAACAGAAGCUGUCCAGUGUUAAGAGGGAGAAACCGGACUCAGGUUUCAACAUGGCCGACCAGACCAGUGAGCUAGAAGACCUGCUGGAGGACCUGCAGAAUGGUGGCCAGCAGCAGCAGCUGUGUGCAGCUCAGCCGCCGGCCAGAGGACCCUCCUCCUCCUCCUCUUCCUCCGUGCAGCAAAGUCCCUCUGUGGACAAAGCCAGCGACAUCAACGACUUCCUGCAGAUGACGAACAGCAGCAGCAGCACCAGCCCCCACAGCCGGCACCGAGGCUUCCCUCCUGCCGGCUUCAACGGUGCCAGGAUGGGCCAGCCGGGCCGAGGAGCUGCUCCAGCCAGGACCAUGUCUGUGGACAGCAGCAUGGUCCCCAGCCCCACGAGGCCUUUCCCUCCCCAGCACAGGAACAUUAGCCCCUACUCCUUACUACAGCAGCAGCAGCAAGGCAUGAUGGGAGCUCACACAAGCAUGGCCAACCCUGCAAUGGCAAAUCCAGGAGGGCCAAUGCGAGGCUCCAUGCAGCAGAGCUGGGCUCCACAAGGGCCCAUGAUGGGUCAGGGGGUGGGACCAGGUCGCGUGGUGCCCAGUACCGUGCAGCCCACGAGAGGCCCGCCCGGGUCCAGAGCUAUGGUCAGCAUGCAGAUGAUGGGCACCGAGAUGGAAAUGGGAAAUCCUGCUUAUCCCCAACAAGUUCCACCCAACCAGACAGCACCAUGGCCAGACCGCAUGAUGAUGGACCACUAUGGUAACCACAGCAGGCCACAGUACAACAUGCCACAGGAGGACACUAUGGGAUGUUGUGGCGCGGGGUCCGAGGCCCAGGCCGACGAAGGAGCCCUGCUCAGCCAGCUGUGCUCGGUGCUGAAGGACUAUGAGGGUCUGGAGGAGAUCGACAAGAUGCUGGGAAUCCCCACGCUGGCCGGACAGGCUCCUCCCUCAGACCAGGACCAGUACAUGGGCUCCUCGGACCCAGUGGGCAUGAAGCCUCCCCAGUACAGCCAGCACUACAGCGGCCAGCCGGGUUACGGCGGCAUGCCUCCUGACGGCGCCUUCCACGGCCCCUCCAUAGGCAGGCACAUGGGGCCGCAGAGGCUGCCCCCUGCUGGGUACCCCCCGGUGAUGCGGAUGCCUGGCAGCGCAGGGCCCAGACCCACCGGGAUGAGGCCCGGGGUCCCACAUCCCAUAGCUCCACCUCAGCCCAACAACCUAAGAAUACAGCUGCAGCACAGACUCCAGGCCCAGCUGAACCGCCAGCCAAUGGUGAACCAGAUGAAUCUACCUCUCAGGUCUAAUGUACCAAACCAGGGAACCGUCAACGCCCAGAUGCUGGCCCAGCGUCAGCGCGAGUACCUCAGCAACCACCUACGCCAACGCCAACAGCAGCAUCAGCAUCAGCAUCAGCAGCAUCAGCAGCAACAGCAUCAGCAGCAGCAGCAUCAGCAGCACGUGCACCAGCAGCGCGCCAUGAUGAUGCGCACGCAGGGCAUGAGCAUGCCCAGCGGGGGCGCCGCCCCCACGCCCAUGCCCAUGGGCGCCUCCAACCUGCGGCUCCCACAGGGCAACCCGCAGCAGUUCCCCUACCCAGCCUCCAGCUACGGUACCGGCCUGCCCUCUCCUCCUCCACCUCCUCAUCCCGGAUCCUGCAGCCCCUUCUCCUCCCCUCUAUCCCCCAGCCAUCAUCUGGCUAGCCAGGGCAUGAUGGGAAAUGUGGGCGGGCAGUACGGUGGGGUAAUGAGUCCACCAUUACAGCACAGUGCCUUCCAGUAUGGCAGUGCAGGAAUGAGCCAACAGCAGCAUCAGGAUCCCGGGUUUUCGUGCGGGGCCACCACCCCACAGAGCCCUCUGUUAUCCCCCAGGAUGGGCCAGGGUCAGAGCCCCAUGCUGCAGCAGGCUCCGGGCCAGCCGCAGACCCAGGCCCAGGGUCUGAGCCACGGGGGGCCUCCCGGCUACCAGCCCCCCAGCGACCUCAACGGAUGGCCUCAGCCUGCCAGCAUCUCCACCAGCAACAGUGUGUACCCCCAGCAGAGCCAGUACUCCACACAGCCCAAUGGAGGAAUGUACCACAGCAGCAGCACCAUGAAUCUGGGAGUGAUGAGCAGCAGCGGCAGCAACAUGAACCAGCUCCCAGGACAAAUGACCCCCAUGAGCUCAGAGCAGGUGAGCAACAGCAGCCUAAUCCUGGAGCAGCUGGCAGGUAUUGACAUGCUGACACAGGAUGGCGAUGCCAGUUCAAACUUUUGCUGAUGCCGUCAGUGGCUGACAGAAGCUAACGCCGGUGAAGCUAACGCCGGUGAAGCUAACGCCGGUGAAGCUAACGCCGGUGACCCUGCCCCCGCCUGAUGGAAGCACCGUCUUUGACAUCAGCAGACUCAGAGGCACAAACGUGGCUCACGCUGAUUUGACUUGUUAUGCAAAGAGUCAGGAUUCACAGGGAGGAUGUCGUCUGAAGCGUCUAGACGACAAACACAAGGACGAAGCUAAAAGAGGAGCCUCAGAAUGCUGUCACCACUUCCUGCAUCCAAGUUUUAUGGACUGUUUUUUAUUUUACAUAUUUAUUGUGUUGUUUGAAAUUUAGUAAUGAAAACAACAAAUUAUGCUUCAAAAGCAGAACAUCAAUCAGCCGCAUUUGGUUUUUAUCAAAACCAACCAAGUCUAUUGAACACAUACAGUAAAUCACUGGGUGGAGAAAAGGGUAAAUCAUGAUGCAGAUCCACUGGUUCACACAUGAUCUCUAAUGCACCUGGGUACAGGCAGGUUUCAUUAACCACGUGGUGGUGAAGAGGUGUCGGUUUAUUAUAUUAACAUAAAAAUACCAAUCACAUUAACUUGUUUAAACGUAUUCUAGUGUAAUUUAUGUUAUUUAUUAGUAAUUUAUUCAUAUUAAAAUUGGAUAGUCAGUCUCAUUUAUCUUGGAAGUCGUGUGUGUUCAAACUGUGAUUUUUUUUUCCCUGCAACAUGAUUUAAUCAUCGUUUUGAUUUUAGGGGCUCGUGUUUAGACGUUGGUGUUACGGCACCAGCGGCAAAGAACUAACGGUCGUCCUCUGUUGCUGUCAGCUGCUGGGCUGAGCUGGUUAUAAAGCAUCAUUAACCACAUUGUUCUACAUUCACGGUACCUGAGCCAGCUUGAAUUUACACUGGAUUAUAUUGAGAUGCUCCACGGAACCAACCUGACUGGUUCUGCUCCACGCUCAGCGUCGGCUGCUGGCUGUGACCCAUUCAGACCAGGGUUUUUGGAGUAGUCUGUCUGGUGUCUGGUUCGGUCCCGGGGCCUGACUGAAAACACUGCUGUUUAGAGCUUUAGACGUGCAGGCAACACAAAAAGGACCUUUUUUGUUUAAAAAAUCUCUCAAUGGUACAUUUUGAUGUCAAUUUUUAAGAUUAAUAUAUUUCAACUGCUGUAGUUACAGUGUGCACAUUUAAUGACUUUUUCAAUGAAGGUUCAUGUGUAUAGAUAAUGUACAUACUUGGAUUUAUAGCAGCCUUUUCCCUAAGUGGCAGUUUGGGGCUUUAGUUGUAGGAACAUUUCUCAGAGACUAGAAAUAUUUUAUUUACUGAAUUAAACCUCAGAGGACGAACUGGUCAAUAUGUAAAUGAUCUGUAGAACAUGUACUUAUUUUUCUUAUAAUCAGUGGCUCCUGCUUCACUCUUUUCAUUUGAAGGUUUGGCUAAGCUAAUUAGCCAACGUGGCUCCAGCAUCUCGCUCUCUGCCUUCAGGAUGUUUCUUCUGCUUUAACCAUUCCACCGACUCUAAUGGUUUCAUCUGUCCAGUUCAUGGAUUCAUACCCAGAUUCCCAGUUCUGGGUUCUGUGUCUCCACACUACAGCCAACAUGGCGUAAAAUUCAUCAGCUUUUGUGGCAUUUUUGCUUAUGUUCACAUUUUACUUUACAAACUGUUUAGAUGUGGUGAUUAACUGAAGGACAAAUGAAAAGUGUUUUAUCUAAUGUUUGGCAUUAAAGACAAACUCUCAUACAGCAUUUUAUCUAUAUAAAUAUAUUAAAGCUCCUUCUUAAUCCAUAGACAUUUUUUAUUAUUUCCAAAAUACUGUAAUUCCUGUGAGUCCCUUUAAAAUGCUGAAGACGUGGCUUAUUGCUUCAGAGCUGUGCUUUUCUCGCUGCUUUGAACUAACGUGGGUUUUAAUGUGUCACAAACUGCUGAGUAAGUCGUUUUUCUCUAGGAAUGUACUUUUUAUAGCUGAGUUGAACUUGUUAAUCAAGUGUUGGGUGACGUGUGUGGUUCAUUUGAUGAGUUGCACCUGCCAGCACCAGGCUCCUCCCUCACUAACAGUGUCUGUGGUUCCAGUCCAUUUAGAAUGAAAACGGGCUGAUGUGGACAGAAACACAGCUCACACUAUUGGAUUGUCAGAGCUCGUAUCUGUAUGAGGAUGAUUUGUCCUGUGCCACAGAGAGGAGGUACCGUUUCUAAUUCUAUCAUUGCCACACUUUUCCUGUAGAACAGGCCAUUCUUAAGAAUAUUCCACAAGGUUAAACAGACUUCUGCUCGUGAUUCAGAGUUUGACAGUGCAGUGCUAAAGUCUCCAUCGUCAGUCGAAUCCUCUGCUGUGAUGUUCAUAUUAAAGCUCUCAGAAGUUCACUUCAUGCAAGCUGUCAACUCUCAUGUCACUGUUGCCAAUGCUGCUCGUUAACUUAUGAUUCAUGCCACUGUAAAUAAAUUAUUUUUACUGA
Betta splendens (Siamese fighting fish) is the source of this 7205-nucleotide messenger RNA. RefSeq names its product nuclear receptor coactivator 2-like. The record is from RefSeq and is a predicted model, not a curated record. Gene Ontology annotation, cellular component: nucleus. NCBI's taxonomy places the organism in Eukaryota, Metazoa, Chordata, Actinopteri, Anabantiformes, Osphronemidae. Gene Ontology annotation, molecular function: protein dimerization activity; nuclear receptor binding. Gene Ontology annotation, biological process: cellular response to hormone stimulus; positive regulation of transcription by RNA polymerase II. The transcript is spliced from 22 exons. The coding region runs from base 225 to 4766 and encodes 1513 amino acids.